Molecule: messenger RNA, 1952 nt
Organism: Branchiostoma belcheri (Belcher's lancelet)
Lineage: Eukaryota; Metazoa; Chordata; Leptocardii; Amphioxiformes; Branchiostomatidae
Product: rRNA-processing protein UTP23 homolog
Exons: 5
Coding region: 82-816 (244 amino acids)
Cellular component (GO): nucleolus; small-subunit processome
Molecular function (GO): small ribosomal subunit rRNA binding
Source: RefSeq, a predicted model, not a curated record
UAAGGCUGUAUUUGUGACCAACUUGCGAGAAAGCAACGUGCUGCACGCGCGAUCCUUGGGAAGUUCUUGUAUUUGUAGGUCAUGAAGGUCAAGAGACAGAAGAACGUUCGUCAUGUCCUGAGUUUUUACAAGAACAAUUUCAGUUACAACGAGCCAUACCAGGUGCUGAUAGAUGGAACUUUCUGCAAGGCAGCUCUACAGUUUAAGGUUGACAUAAAGGAACAGCUUCCCAAGUACCUGGAGGGUAAUGUCCAACUGCUGACCACCUCUUGUGUCCUGGCCGAGCUGGAGGCCUUCGGACAACUGAUGUACGGAGCUUUCCUUGUUGCCAAGCGGUUCAAACCCAGGAAGUGUGGCCACAAGGGAGCACCAGUGCCAGCCGCUGACUGUCUGCUGAGUCUCGUAAAGCCCCACAAUGAACAGCACUACUUUGUUGCAACCCAGGACCCUCUGCUGACACAGAAACUGAAGAACAUCCCAGCAGUGCCACUGCUGUACCUAAACAAAGCCACACCAGUACUGGACAGACCCUCAGCUAGAUCAGUGGCUAAAGCUGAAGGAUUACAGGACACUAAGAUUGGUUUAUCGGAACAUGAAGCAUCUGUGUUGAAAGCUAUGAAAGAUGAACCAACAACAGUGCAGCAAAAGAAAAAGCGAAAAAGACCCAAAGCACCAAACCCUCUGUCGUGCAAACCCAAGAAACAGAAAACAUCAGACACUGGGGAUCAGAAAAGUGGACAGACUGCCGGGAAAAGGAAGAGGAAAAGAAAAAGAAAGGGAAAGAAACCAGCUACAAGUGUCAUGCCAACUGUAUAACCUUAUUUACUGUAAAUAUAGAAACUUUUGCUGUGGUUUUACUACCACAGCUUUCAUGGUGACCUCUCCAUUACCAAUGCCACUGCAAAUAUCAAGAUAUGCAUGUAUGCAUUCCUUGUAUAUCUACUGCAAUACCGAAUUGUUUCAAGUGUGAAUUUAAAACAUUGCAAUUUUUUUUCUCCUACCACAAAAUGUAACCACCACAGAAUCAAAUGGAGGGACUGUAGGGAUGCUUUACAUGGCAAUAUGUGUUUAAGGGUAAGGAUCUGCUAGAUAAGGUUGAUCUCAUUAAAAAGGAUGCAUUUCACUCAAGUGGAAUAAUAAUAGUGGCAAAUAAUUAUUACUUUAAUAACUGAUUGAUCAACUGGAAGAUUUUAAUUCAUAUACAAUUUCAGAAUGAAGUUGGACACAUAAUAUUAGUUUCUUGUCAAGCUUCAUUUUAAACCCCAUUUCUUUUCAAGAUCUCAUGCAGACAUACUCAACCUUACAUACCCAUAGCUGUAUGACAUGCCAAAACUAACAACAUGAAAUAUCAGUGGGUCACAUUUUUGUGGGAGUCUGGGCACACUGUCGAGUGAUAGAAAAUGGCUCCUUCAUUCUUGUUGUGGUCUGGACCUGUUCCACCAGUUUUCUCAGCAGUGAACACCUGGUGAUAUCCCACCAGAGGCACCGAUCCAAAGAUGUUACAUUUUGGCAUGAGUAUAUUGAAUUGGCACACUCUCAGCCAGAGUCUCACAGUACCGCAUACUCAAAGGACAUGUUGAAGUUGGCAUGGAGCAGUAAUUCUUAAACGUCAUGUCAGAAAGAGAUGUUAAUAUAAGGACAAGCCCGUGUUUUACACCAUCAGUUCGGAAGUAGGCUAGACGAAACCGUGACUCAUCUCCACCAACUGGGUCAAGGUCACUGACCUCCAGGGCAAGUUUGUGCCUACAGGGAGCUGUGGUGUUCAAAUUGUUGAUUCACUUCCAAACCACAUGUACUGUAGCCAAACACUGAUUCUCUUCCAAACCACAGCCAAAUGUAAGAGUAGAAGGUUUGAGAUACUCUAAUCCAAAAGCGUUUCUGAACUUUGUCUUACUUCAUCUUUGAAUUUUAUUAUGUUGCUUUUGGCUAUACAAAUAAAUGGUUAAAACUUC